AUGUUCCUCUCUCGUUGUCCGUCUGUGUUUUUCAAUCAAAAACGGAUCUGUCGCUAUUUGGGGUUCAGCGACGACUCCUUUGCCGUAGCCGUUCCCAUUGACGAGCAGCCUGAGCCAAUCUAUCAACUUUCACCUGCCAUCAACAUAGAUAGUACAUCAAUCCGAUUCGCGCCACCUAACGGCCUUACCUUCCAGUUUACUACCUUGAGCCAGGUAAUAAUAUCAGUGCUAUUUGGGGUAACGCGGCUCGAUACCGGGAUGCCCUUAGACUACUCGCUCAUUGCACCCGGUCAAGUAUUCAGCUCAAACAGCGGUCAACCCCAGACCUUUGUUUCGCUAUCAACCCAGGGGAUUCUUAGAUCCAACAUUGGCUUGAUUGUAGUCAAUGUAGUUGGCCAGACAAGCGAAGCGCAGGUUAAUGGCCACUUCUUCCUUCUCAAUCUUACUCGGAAAGCCCCCGACAAUGACCAGAUAGACAUUAUUGGCUCACGGGUCCGUAUAGGAGACACAUUUUUCGACCUUAAGCACAUUUACAGAACCUCUGAAACCCCUGGCGAUGCUACAUCGACGACAGCCGCAUCCAAUAUCAACGCGCCUUGCGUCAUCUGUAUGGGGAAACGGUGCAGCUCUAUUCUGCUUCCGUGCCGCCAUAUGUGCCUUUGUCGUUCCUGUGCUCUUGAAUUUCGCCGUAAAGCAACGCAAUGCCCUCUUUGCCGAGCAGAAGUCUCGUCGCUCAUUGAUAUAAGUGACAUAUCUAGCGAACUGCCGUUGAGCACGGCCGCUACCGGCGGUAGCACAGCUCAAGUCGGAGCCGUCUCAAACCAGGCAGUGCUCUAG
Messenger RNA from Giardia duodenalis, 837 nucleotides. RefSeq names its product Zinc finger domain. Gene Ontology annotation, biological process: protein ubiquitination. Bases 1 to 837 code for a protein of 278 amino acids. NCBI's taxonomy places the organism in Eukaryota, Fornicata, Diplomonadida, Hexamitidae. Gene Ontology annotation, molecular function: ubiquitin protein ligase activity. The transcript has a single exon. The record is from RefSeq and is a predicted model, not a curated record.